Messenger RNA from Aspergillus calidoustus, 966 nucleotides. The record is from the annotation of a GenBank genome assembly. NCBI's taxonomy places the organism in Eukaryota, Fungi, Ascomycota, Eurotiomycetes, Eurotiales, Aspergillaceae.
AUGGAAGACCUAUUGACAUUUCUCUCCUCAAUCGGCCAAGAGGUGGAAGAUGCUGACGAGGAAUCCUUUCUGCUCUUCUCGCAGGAUAUUCCCUCCUCCAAUCUAGGCUUCGUCGAUUCAAAGGCCACGACGGUCGACAUCACAAUCCACGAUCAGGACUACACGAUCCAUCAAUCUCCCACUCUUCUCUCGUCGUCUAGGGCCGGAGGUACAACAGGCGCAGUCCUCUGGAAAAUCACCCCCCUCUUCGCAGAAUGGCUCUCCAACAUGUCCACAAACCCACUCUGGACAUCCGCACAUCUCAACCGCAACUCCGCCGUCGUGGAACUGGGUUGCGGAAUCUCAGGCCUCACGGCGCUUGCCCUCGCCCCGCUGGUUGGGCACUACUUGGCCACGGACCAGGAAUACGUGGCUCGGCUGUUUCGGCAGAAUCUGGAGAGUAAUCCGCCGCUGCAGCAGAGUCAGAAGCCCGGGCCGGGUUCGAAGGGGAAGGGGCGGAAACAGCAGCAGCAGCAGAAGGGUAAGUCCAAGACGGACAGCUCUGGCUCUGCUGUGCUGCAUCCGAAUAUCACAUUUACUUCGUUGGACUGGGAACUUGAUGACCCGGCUCGAUUACGGCAGGAGAUUCCCACCCUCGAGGAUGAAGAUUAUGACGAAACCUCAAACACGGAUACAGGGUUCGACCUCCUCAUCUCCUGCGACUGCAUCUACAACGAAGCUCUCAUCGCCCCCUUUGUGCGGACAUGCGCUGAGAUCUCAGCUCUGCGCAGAACCAUUUCAAGAAAGACUAGGAAGCCGACGAUAUGCAUCAUCGCACAGCAGCAGCGGUCUCCUGAUGUCUUUGAGGCCUGGCUACGGGAGACAAUGCGCGUGUUUCGGGUUUGGAGGGUCGGUUCGGGUGUGCUUGGUGGGAAGUUGGGGAGUGGGAGUGGGUAUUUGGUUCAUGCGUUGCUAUUGAAGGACUAG